Messenger RNA from Somion occarium, 1106 nucleotides. NCBI's taxonomy places the organism in Eukaryota, Fungi, Basidiomycota, Agaricomycetes, Polyporales, Cerrenaceae. The record is from the annotation of a GenBank genome assembly.
GCCACUUGAGGCCCUUCUGUGACGUCGUGAGGAAGUUUGUGCCAAACGGAUCACUCUCAACACGAUAUCACGCUGCGUCUUUUCUUCUUCUCCGGUGCGACAACGCCAUGGAUCUUUAUUGACGCACAGCUACUGUCCUUCACCUGAAGCUAUCUUAGGCUAAUGGAUCAACCGAAAGACUCCGGCCUUUGUACCACAGAGGGUACAGAUUAUGAAACCUUACGGUCACCGCUAUGGAAAAUCUGUUUCCAGACCACAUUGCGCUUGAUUGUCAUCGUCAAUUUCAUUCCCGUUUCACGUCAUAGAUCUGGUGCAACCAUGCUGCGUCUAGAUCCUUCGGGUCUUAGACAUAAGGCAUUGCUACAAACUUCGCCGAUGCCACGGAUAGAAGACACAAGUAGCGAACAAGCCAUCUCGCCAUCGUGGAGUCCUGUUGACGUCGUUAUUCAUGCUGAUUCAGUUUCCCAGUCGACCAAUUUGGUGACACCGCAAUCUCGUGGAUUCUGGUCCUUGCCGGGAUCGAUCGUGGCCGACCUUCUUAGACACGAUGUCUUCCUCGACCAUGCGUACUGCUGUCGCGCUCGUACUCCCGCCAGCUCUUUGGCUAGAUUUGGCCAGCAGCUUGCUGUCACUGGACCUAUCGGCCGUACUUAUGCAAUAUGCCGCCUGCUCUCACAAGAUAUGUAUCACCGUUUUUUAUUAUGUAGGACGUUCGGCGGCCUGCUAUGAUUGACCGGUACCAUGGCAGAUAUCUCUGACUCUGAUUCUUCUGGAUUCCCUAACUGAUUUGGUGAUAACAUGACUGGGUGUUUGGUCACGGUCAUAUGUGGGACCAUCAAGCAAGGUCAUUGCCCUGUACAUAGAGCGCUAUGACAGAUGGAGAAGGUUUUCUGUCAUUGGAUCAUGAAUAUCCAAAGAUCGCGGCGAACUUGGUUCGAUAGAAGUCUCUGGUCCGACACAAGGUUUAUACCAUAUGUCGCGCUAUCAACUUUGUUUUAUUUUCUGCCGGCUUCCCGCUGCCACCUAUCCCUUAUUCUCGAGCAUAAUCACACGACCGUGGUAAUGAAUGUGACCAACACACGGGUACUAUCCCUUGGUGAAGCUCU